Molecule: messenger RNA, 2346 nt
Organism: Ilyonectria robusta
Lineage: Eukaryota; Fungi; Ascomycota; Sordariomycetes; Hypocreales; Nectriaceae
Product: glycoside hydrolase
Exons: 2
Coding region: 357-2054 (565 amino acids)
Biological process (GO): carbohydrate metabolic process; N-glycan processing
Cellular component (GO): endoplasmic reticulum; Golgi membrane
Molecular function (GO): calcium ion binding; mannosyl-oligosaccharide 1,2-alpha-mannosidase activity
Source: RefSeq, a predicted model, not a curated record
AUUCUCCCCUCCCCAAUAGCACGGGAGCCAAGACAGGCGGCUCCCUCUUUAAUUCCCACGCGGGCGUCAAAGCAGGUUGUGCGCGCUGUUGGGACUUUGUUCUUCUUCUUCCUCUUCACUUUUUUUAUCGACACGGUCUCGACCUCGACAUCGAGCCGGUUUCCCUGCUUCUUUCUACUCUAUCUUGGCUGCGUUGGUUGAUUCGGGACCACUUACUUCCUCCCGUUUCGUCCACUCCGUCCGAUCCGGUCCGACACCGCCAACCGUCAUAGCAUGCCGCAUUGCGAGGUCGCGUGUCAUCAACUUGCUCUUGCUCUUGCUCUUGCUCUUGCUCUUCACCAUAGUAUGCGCCGGCCAUGAUUGCUCAAUGCCAGGGACGACUGAGUCGUCGUUACAUCGCUCUCGUCAUCUUCGUCGGCGUCGGCUACUUCCUGUAUCACAGCUUCCAUCCCCAGGACUUCAUCCGAGCCACCAAGGUCGGCGCUGUCAAGUACCUCCCCAGCAGCUAUGACUGGAGCAAGAAUCCCGUCAAGUACCCCGUUGAGGACAUGAAAAGCCCGCCCGCGGCCCAGCCCAAGAAGCUCCCCGCCGUCCAGCGUGAUUGGAAAGAGUCCAGCGAGACCCAUGUCUCGCUGGCCCGCAAGACGGCCGUCAAAAAGGCCUUCGUCAAGAGUUGGGAUGCCUACAAGAAGUAUGCCUGGCCCCAGGACGAGCUCAAGCCCCUCUCCCGCAAGGGCAGGCAGACCUUCUCUGGCUGGUCCGCUCAGAUAGUUGAUGCGCUCGACACCCUCUGGCUCCUCGACAUGAAGGAGGAUUUCCACCUGGCCGUUCAGCAGAUAGCCCUGAUCGACUGGGCCAGGACCAGUGACGAAUUUCUUAACUUGUUUGAGGUGACGAUCCGUCACCUCGGUGGGCUGCUGGCAGCCUACGACCUCUCAGGGGAACAUGUCCUGCUCUCCAAGGCCGUGGAGCUGGGCGACAUGCUGUAUGCCACCUUCGACACCCCGAACCGACUACCCUCACACUGGCUUUACUUCAACAAGGCCAAAAAAGGCGAGCAAACGGCCGAUGACAGCAUGUCCGGAGCUGCCGGCUGCUCCAUGGGUCUAGAGUUUACCCGUCUAUCACAGAUCACAGGCGAUCCCAAGUACUACGACGCCACUGAGAGAGUCAAGCAAUUCAUCUACCGCAACCAGAAUAGCACCAAGCUUCCCGGGCUGUGGCCGCACACCAUGAACUACCAAACAGAAACUGUCAAGAACACCAUGUUCACCCUAGGAGCAGGUGCUGACUCCAUGUACGAGUAUCUACCCAAGAUGCAUGCCAUCCUCGGCGGCCUGGACCCCGAAUACGUCCAGAUGACGACAUUGGCUCUCGAUACGGCGACGAAGCAUCUCCUGUACCGACCCGUCAACCCCAAGGACGAAAAUAUAUUGAUGGCGGGCAACGCUUUGGCAAACAAUGGCCAGAUUGAACUCACGACUGAAAUGCAGCACUUGACUUGCUUCGUUGGUGGCACAUACGGCCUCGCUGGCAAACUUUUGUCACGGGAAGACUUUGUGGCCCUCGGCUCCCGCCUGACAGCAGGCUGCGUCUGGGCGUAUGACUCCUUCCCAACUAACAUCAUGCCCGAGAUCUCAGAACUCAAGCCCUGCCCCUCUAUCGAUGGGGAGUGUAGCUACGAGGACCUCAAGACCGCAUCAACUAGGCUGCCACCUGGUUUUAUUCGCGUGCGGGACCCGCGAUAUCUCCUGCGACCGGAGGCGAUAGAGAGCGUCUUCUACAUGUGGCGCAUCACUGGAGACGAGAUCUGGCGGGAUGCAGCGUGGCGCAUGUGGGAGGGUAUCGUCAAAGAGACAGAGAAUUCCCUGGCGUUCGCCUCUAUAGCUGAUGUGCGCCAAGAGGGCAGCGACCAGGAGGAUUCCAUGGAGACGUUUUGGAUGUCGGAGACUCUCAAAUACUUCUGGUUGAUCUUUGAGGAUCACAACGUGUUGAACCUGGAUGAUUGGGUCCUCAACACAGAGGCGCACCCCCUUAAGCGUCCCAGAUCCUAAGUUCGCAACACUAUAGAGGAGCAUAAGGUGGGGUCCCCGGGAUGGGCAUUGACCCCUUGUUUUGGAUACCCAGGGAGUUGUCAGUCGCAUGGGCGGCUUGCAUUAGAUUCAGCACUAUCGUGGGAAUGAAGGCGAGUUUUGGGAUGCCCUGGCAUGGAGCGGCGCUGAGCGCUGAGGCAGUGGUUAUUUCCUGGGCAUGUCCCAGACAAGAUGUGGUGGGAAUAUCCAAGAGUUAGAAGCACACGCAUAAGAACAAGCCGACGUGUAAAUGUGAGAAACCUUUCCGACGUUC